Molecule: messenger RNA, 3446 nt
Organism: Colletotrichum destructivum
Lineage: Eukaryota; Fungi; Ascomycota; Sordariomycetes; Glomerellales; Glomerellaceae
Exons: 1
Coding region: 325-2847 (840 amino acids)
Source: RefSeq, a predicted model, not a curated record
CCUCACAUUACCUCGCCUACGACCGCACCACAGUUUUCUCUUAAUCACUUAGAAUCUUUGCUCGGCAUUCCUAUCAGUACUGGCUACCAGCAUUGUGCCACAAUCGAUGACUAGGCUGGCAGUGUUGUGAAACACAAACACGAGCUUUCGUCCACUUCAGCCUCGGUUAGCAGCACUGGCCUAGUCAGCUUCUCAGAGUGGUGGACUGCUUUGAGAACGUACGGCAUCUUGGAUUCAUGAUCUAGCACCAAAAACUGCAGCUGUUGACUGCCGUUGCUGUCCCGUUGUUGUCCUGUUGGGCUUGGGCUUGGGCCAGGAAAACACAUGAUUGAUAUGGCAGAAGGAGCCGAUCGGAUGAGUCAGGUAUUUCCAGCCCGUCGAGAAGCAGACGAGUUUCGGCAAUCCAGUCAGUCCGGUUCAUUCUGGACUUCUUCGAGGUGCCGUCGACUUUUGCGCCCUCUUCAGUCACGGUUUGCUGCUCUGCGAAAACUUGCCCUGGCUGAGAUGGCCGGUCCAGUACAGGAUGCGUGUGAGAAUGAUGGCCUUGACCCGGCGCCCCAUCACUGGCCAACUAAGAGAACAAAUACACAAGACGACAAAGACGACUCCGAGGGCCAGCGAAAACGCCCUAGGCGAACGUAUUCCAGGAGAACGCCCGCUGGCACGUCCACAGACAAACCUCGUCCAAAGUCAAAAGUCCCUCUUCGCAUCCAGAGCCGCCCCCGAAUGUCUAGUAUUUCGACUCCGGGCGUGCCCAAUGUGUCAACUCCGAUUUUACGCAAGGUCAGACAUGAUACAAUGACGGCAAUACCGUCCAAUCUGACACUCUGCGAGAAAACCGCAGGCUUCUGCAUGCUUCCGAGAGUAGGCAAACGCGGUCCUCUGGAAUCGUCGCUGAAUGAACUGGGACGCUUAAGGCAUUCUUUCCGACCAUCUAGAUACCAGCUAUAUGAGGGCAUCAUUCACGAUCUGUAUGUUUUGUUGCGCUCAACCACACCAAAACACGACACAGUCGGCAAGAAGUCCCUCCUGGCAAUGUGUCUACAGAAAGUGCCCCGGUGUGCGGCAGAGAUUGAUGCUUGGGAAGUUUCCAAAGCAGCGAAUCACGGGCCGGUAUCCUCGAUCAAAAAGAUGAGCUAUUCACUUCGAGUAUACGACGAAUUGGAGACCCUGGGCGGUUCUGGCAACGGCUGGAGUCAUCUUCGCAUAGUUCUGAGGGCACAUGUCAUUUACCUACUCAGAGAGAUUAUCACAGAAGGCCUCCUCGACAUCAACUUUAUCCACCUCAUCAUCGAACAUUGCAGGGCUAUGGACUGCCCAGGCGAGACAGCCGAACUUACUAUGGCUCUGUUUUGUUGCUCUUGUCACGGGCCAUCAGGGGAUGUAAAUACGCUGCCCAAUGGCGAGAUCGGAGGCCGUUUACUAGCCUCCCUGCCGAGCUUUGCAGACAAACUGGUUGUCGAAUCUCACUUGCUGGAUACCUUUGCUUCAUUGUUGCUCAGCGGUCAGCUUCCAAUUGACACAGUCUCGACGAAAGCUUUUAGCUACUUGUGGUCCACGACAACUUCUGCGAUACUCGAGCAGAAAGCACAUUCGUCUGCGACUCGGUUUGCGUCCGCGGGACUUGCAGCUCUAUGUGUUAACGCAUUUCCAAAACGAAGGGGCCGCAUGUCAGAAACCAGCACCACGAAACACAACGCCGCGAAGUUGACGCUGAUGAGCGUUCUGGGUGCUCUGUCAGCCAUGGCUAUGAUUUCGCAAGAUUUUGGGAACACCACGAACACCAGAGAAAUCAGACAGCGGACCCGAACGCAGAAAGUGGUGCUGCACAUAUUCUACCUGGCGCUGGGAGUGGUCAGAGGCCAGCGCGCAAGGAGCGAGGCUGCUUAUCCUCUUUUGCUGGCAAUCUUCUUGUCGGUGCUCGCUGGUCCAGCUCACGACGGCGCGACGCAGCUCAAUAUCGCUGUCGAAAACCUUGGGCAUGGUCUUGGCGAGAGAAGAACGUCUUGCACAGGCGGGAACACCUGCCAGCUCCUCGACGUCACCGUUGCUCUCACCUGCUCGAUUGCUCACUGCUGCGGCAGAGCAACAGCUCAACAGUCAAACCAAUACUUCGCCGAAAUUUGCAAGCUCGUGGACCGACUUGGAGUUCCUUGCUUUGUAACGUUGCGAGCUGACGGUGCCUUCUUCCUUGCCCAGAAGACCGAUGAUUUGCGAGACCUUGUGUUCGCAGAGACAUCGACAGGAGCCUUGGCUGGAAAGGGUCGUGCUGUCACAGCAUACGAAGGCUCAAGCAAAACCUGUUUCGCAGGCUUCCAAUGGGAAGAAGGCAUCAGCGAAUGGAUUGCGGUCAGUCCGGCAGCAAGACGACGAAGCAUCUUCACACGAGAGGAGGUUGCGGCGCCUCGCCGUAGUGCUAGGCAUAGCCAUGGCGACACGGACGUCCAGCUAAACCGAUUCGGAUUGGAAACGACAACGGGAGCUACCGACAAAGGCGGACCUUUCGUGACGGUAGCACCGACGGCAAGCGAUCCGGAUAACAACCAGGUGGACCAGCGACUAGCAUGGAGAAGGCAGAGACUACACAAAGAAUAUCACGAUAGCUCCGGAGACGCGCGUGCAGUCAUGGAUGGCAUCGACGAGCUUAGCAUGUGCCAGGAGAACCGGCCACGAGUUCUGGGCAAGUCCCGAUUGGGAAGGCAGCCCAUUGGAACCGGACAACGGAACCAGUGCCGGCGGAUUGCCCGAAGCGUUGAGACAGGGCCCCGCGAGGCUCUGGGUGGGCUUUGUACGAAUAGUAGAAGCACCCUGACUGGCCAUGGCGACGAAGACGAGCUGGGAUUAUAGUCGGGUUUGCAACAGGUAGAUGAAUGGUUCAUUUCGGUCUGGCGAGUAUUCCAACGAGCUGUCGUGAGUCAAGCAGGGCUUACAACAUCUAUCAGUUUGUGUGUUUCAGCUCCUUGUCGGCUAGUGGAGCGGCGACUGGGAACUGGGAACUGGGAACAUGCCGUUAGGGUUGAUAUAGAUGUGGAUCUCACUACGGAGAUGCUAGUUUCUCCGUUCUUCUCCCCAGUCCCAUCGUCUGGCUUUGGCUUUGCUUAUCCUACAGCCUAUAUGGCGGGGUAAGACAUUGAUUGCUUUCGAAGCCUAGGAGUGAAUGGAGGGUCCGUUUUCUUAGUCUACAACAGCCAACGGGCGGGAACGACUCUGGUCACGUCCUUGCCUUUUUAAAUUGUUGCGUUUUGCGAUCAGACAGGCAAUGGUGAGGGGAGUUGUUCAGACGAAGUAGACUUGAUGCAUUUCCCGUCACGGCGACAUGUCUUUUCCAAGACACUGGAACGACAGUCAUGACACAUCGGCGAAGGAACGGGUCGCGUUGUAAUACGCCGAUUGGAGCCGCAAGCAGAAACUCGACACCGAGCCAUCAUCUACUCAAUAAACACUCU